AUGCUUGGCUGGGGUAUUAAUGCCCAUGGUCAACUUGGUCUAGGUCCAUCAGCAGUAACAAGUUUUAUUCCUACACCACAACGUAUACAAUUUUUUAAUGAUUAUACAUGUAUACAAGUUGCAUGUUCAUUAACACAUUCAGUAUUUUUACUUGAUGAUGGAAGUGUUUAUACGGCAGGAAAUAAUGAAUAUUCACAAUUAGGUCGAGAAGGUCGAACGACUGUACCUGAAAAAGUUAUAUUACCUCAACAGGUUAAUGCUGUUCAAGUAGCAUGUGGACAACAUUUUUCAGUUUGUUUAACAACAAAUGGAAAAAUAGUUAUUUGGGGUUCAAUAAGUGGAAAAGUAACAAAUGAUGAUGGAUUUUUUUAUGAAAGACCUGAAUAUUUGGGAGGAUUUAGUGAAAAACGAAUGAUACAAAUAGCUACAGGAUAUACUCAUUGUCUUGGAUUAACAGAUGAUGGAACAGUCUAUGCAACAGGAGUUAAUGCACAUGGACAACUUGGUUUAGGACAUAAUCAUGAUUGUAUUCGUGCAACUCCAAUUGUAUGUCUUCGAGGUAGUCCAAUUGUUUUUAUAGCUUGUGGUGCAUAUCAUUCAUUGAUUGUAUCAAAAAGUGGAACUGUUUUCACAUGCGGUCAAAAUUCAUCAGGUCAAUUAGGUCUUGGUGAUACUGAUUCUCGUAUAUGGCCAAGUAAUGUUAAAUCAUUACAACAACAAAAAGCUACAUAUGCAUCAUGUGGAGAAAAACAUUCAGUUGUUAUUACACUUGAAGGAGGUGUUUUUUCAUUUGGAUCUAGUUCACAUGGACAACUUGGACAUAAUUCUACAAAUGAUGAAUUAUUACCAAGAAAAAUAUCGGAAUUAAUGGGUUCAGAAGUUUCACAAAUAGCUUGUGGAAGAUCUCAUACAGUUAUAUUCAUGCCAAAUGUUGGUCAAAUAUCUACAUUCGGAUUAGCUUGUGCAGGUCGUGUAGAUACAAAAAUAACAACAUAUGCAACAAUACCACAAAAAUUAGCAAUGCCAUUUUUACCAUAUAAAACAAUGAAACAACUCCAUAGACAAAUAUCAACAGAUAGAAGUCAUACAUCAUCAAAUCGUAAAUAUAGAGUAGGAGAAACAAAACCUGUACAAACAAAUCUUCAAGUUAUUGGAAUAUAUGCUGGUGGUCAUCAAAUAUUUGUUCGAAUUUCUUCUCGAGCACAACGUCCAGAUGAUUAUCGAACUUUAUAUACCAGUCGUCCACUUCUUGAAUUAAAUCUUGAGGUUGCUAAAUGGCUCAGUAAUGUUCCUUAUAGUGCAGAUACAUUUAAAGAUGUUGAAAGAAAAUUAUCUCGAUUAUUUAAUACUGAAGCAUGUUUAAAUGGUUCAUUUUUAUCAUUGCCUGAUACACAUUUUCGUACAUCAUCAAGUAAUCCAGGUAUUGAUCUUGAUCAAGUUAUUGCUGUUAUGGAAAAAUUACGUUCAUGUGAUCCAAAAAUUCAAGAUUUGUUAUUUGAACAUAUUCAAUCAAUACUUUUAACAUUACCUGAAACAGCUCCAUGUUUUGAAGCAUUACGUAUUUAUCUUGUUUUACCAUUUUGUCAUAUAUUUGAAAAUGAAGAAUCAUUUGAAACUGUCACAGCACCAUUUGCACAAGCUGCUACACGUUUAAAAAAAACAGCUGACGGAAGAGUAUUAGAUUAUUGGAUAUUACAUAUUGGAAGAAAAUUUGUACAAAGAAUAAUUGAAUUAUAUAAACCUCUUGUUAUUAAAAUUAUUCAAAUAAAUAGUAUGGGUUCAGCUUUGGCAGCAGAACAAUAUCAAACAGUUUUAGAAGCGAUUUUGGAAUUAUUAAAGAAAGUUCAUAAUGUUUCAUGCAAUAUGGCUAAACCAGAAUUAGUACAACAUGAUGCAUUUUAUAUGAAAGAAUUGAAUGAUAUGAUUGAUAUUAAACGUGAUUAUGAUUUUUGGCAAGCACGUCGAUAUUUGUCUAUUGAUAAAAAAAUUGUUUCAUUUUGUGAUUAUGCAUUUCUUUUUGAUUUGAAAGCUAAAAUUUUAUUACUUCAAUAUCAUGGUCAAUGUGAAAUGCAAGAAGCAAUUCGUAAUGCUUUUAUGCAUAAUUUUCAAACAAUGAUGGGAGCUCGUGUAGAAACAGUUAAUCCUUUACUUAUGUUACAUGUACAUCGUAAUACCAUCGUGCAAGAUACAAUUGCUCAAUUAGAUAAAUAUAAAGAUGAUGAUUUUAAAAAACCAUUACAAGUUUAUUUUCAUAAUGAAGAAGGUCUUGAUGCUGGUGGUAUACGAAAAGAAUUUUUUCUUUUAUUAACAAAAGAAAUCUUAAAUCCAAAAUAUGGAAUGUUUACUAUAUAUGAAGAAACAAAUACAAUUUGGUUUAAUGAUUUUUAUCAUGGAGAAGAAGAACCAAUGUAUAAAUUAAUUGGUACACUCUGCGCAUUAGCUGUAUAUAAUAUAACAAUAAUUGAUCUUCCAUUUCCAUUAGCUCUUUAUAAAAAAUUAUUAAAUAAAACAAAAAUAGAUCUUGAUGAUAUGAAAUCAAUAUCACCAACAAUAUAUAACAGUCUUAAAUCAUUAUUAAAUUAUAAAGCAGAUGAUCUUGAAACAACACUUUGCUAUGCAUUUGAUAUUGAACGUGAACAUUAUGGUGAAAGACGUCGUAUUGAAUUAAAACCAGGUGGUUCAUUAAUAAUGGUUAAUCAAAAAAAUAAACAAGAAUUUGUUGAUUUAUAUAUUGAUUAUGUAUUUAAUAAAUCAUGUGAAAAACAAUUUCAAGCAUAUUCAGCUGGUUUUCGUCGUGUUAUUAAUUCAAAACCACUUGAAUUAUUUUAUCCUGAUGAAUUAAUGUCAUUUGUCAUUGGUAAUACAAAUUAUGAUUGGAAUGAAUUUCAGAAAAAAACAGAAUAUAAAGGAGAAUAUCAUGCCAAUCAUCCGGUGAUUCAAUGGUUUUGGCAAGUAUUUCAUAAAUUAGUUGACAAUGAAAAAAAGAAAUUUCUUUUAUUUCUAACUGGAUCCGAUCGUGUACCAGUUUUUGGAUGGAGUCAAACACUACCAAUGACAAUUCAAAGAAGUCAUACCGAUGAUUUACAUUUACCUGUUAGUCAUACAUGUUUUAAUGUCCUUGAUUUACCAUCAUAUUCAUCAAAAGAAAUUCUGAAAGCUAAAUUAUUUCAAGCUAUUCAACAUAAUCAAGGUUUCAAUCUCGUUUAA
This is a messenger RNA of Rotaria sordida, 3207 nucleotides long. NCBI's taxonomy places the organism in Eukaryota, Metazoa, Rotifera, Eurotatoria, Philodinida, Philodinidae. The record is from the annotation of a GenBank genome assembly.